This is a messenger RNA of Adelges cooleyi (spruce gall adelgid), 3450 nucleotides long. Its product is annotated as kinesin-like protein KIF23. NCBI's taxonomy places the organism in Eukaryota, Metazoa, Arthropoda, Insecta, Hemiptera, Adelgidae. Gene Ontology annotation, biological process: microtubule-based movement. Gene Ontology annotation, molecular function: ATP hydrolysis activity; ATP binding; microtubule motor activity. The transcript is spliced from 15 exons. Bases 194 to 2773 code for a protein of 859 amino acids. Gene Ontology annotation, cellular component: microtubule; kinesin complex; nucleus. The record is from RefSeq and is a predicted model, not a curated record.
AUCAUUUAAAUUAUUUGGCUAGAGUUAUAACGGUCAUUAGUCAUUACACAUUUCUAUUUAUCCGUUGAAAAAUCAACUGUAAUAAAUAAUAAUUGGUUAUGUUCAAUUAUUAGCUGUUGCCUUUCAAUGUUUUUGUCGAAAAGUUAAUACGAGAUGUAUUAAUGUUACAGUGAGGUUUAAAGGAAAAUAAAAAAUGAAGAGAGGAAUGUGUGGCCAAAUGGCCAAGACACCUAAAAAACCUAAAUCUGACGAUGACGCAAAAGAUCCAAUUCAAGUGUUUUGCCGUGUACGCCCAAUUUCGACUUCUGUAGAAAAUCCAUGCAUCAACGUGAUUUCUAAUACUGAUAUACAAAUUAAAUGCCCUCUUGAUGACAGGGGUGUAUCUAGAGAAGGCCAGUUCAGUUACAAAAAAAUAUUUACAGACUAUGAAACUCAGGAAGUUGUUUUUCAAGAAUUAGCUUUGCCCCUAAUUGAACAACUUUUGUCAGGUCGAAGUAGUUUGUUAUUUGCAUAUGGUAUAUCAGGCAGUGGUAAAUCAUAUACAAUGACGGGGAAUCAUGUUGAUGGAGGCAUCGUAGGACGAUGCUUCGAUGUAAUCUUUAAUUCUAUAACAGAUUACCAAGCAAGAAGGUUUACAUUCAAACCUGAUAAAUUAAAUGGCUAUGAUAUCUUGAGCGUUGAAGAUGCCAUGAUAUCCAAAGCUGAGGAUUUCAAAAAUAAUGUGAAAUUCACAAAGACACCUAAAAAAAGAGAUGGAGAUUCAAAUAGAGUACCUUUUGAUUACAAAAUUGUUGAUAUUGACCAAGAUGUCGCAUAUUCUGUAUUUAUCAGCUAUGUAGAAAUAUACCACAAUUAUGUAUAUGACCUUUUAGAAGAUGUGUCAGACGGAGAAAUUAAGCGGAAUAGUAAAAUUAUCAGAGAAGAUUCAAAUGGUAACAUGUAUGUCCACGGUGCUAAUGAACAAGAAGUAAACAGUGCCGAUGAGGCCUUUGAUUGGUUAAGAAAAGGACAAUUACGCAAACGUACAGCACCAACACUUCUAAAUAUUGAUUCUAGUCGUAGUCAUACGGUAUUUACCUUACGUUUAGUGCAAGCUCCUUUGGAUGCUGACGGUGUCAAUGUAAUUCAAGACAAAAAGUAUACUGUUGUCAGUCAAUUAUCAUUAGUAGAUUUGGCAGGAAGUGAAAGAGCAGGAAAAGCAAAAACAACGGGACAACGUCUACAAGAAGCUGGUGAAAUAAACAAAUCAUUAUCAAAUCUUAAACAGUGUCUUAAAAUAUUGUAUGAUAAUCAGUCUUCGAGCAAUUUAAGAAGUAUAGCUGAGAAGAUACCCUAUAGGACUUCAAGACUGACACAUUUAUUUAAAAGCUUUUUCGAAGGCUCUGGAUCAAUUAGAAUACUCAUUUGUAUUAAUCCCAUGUCUGAUUACGCAGAACUUCUGCCUGUACUACAAUUUGGAGAAAUGUCUGGCAGUGUACAAGUAAAAAGAAUGACACCAUUGCGAAUGGAUUUGGGUUUGACGCCAGGCCGAAGAAAAAUGGUUGAUAUUCAGUCAAUUAACCGUAUUCCUUGUGUUUUGGAAGAAGAUAAUUCAGAUCCACUCGACAACAAAAACCUCAACGAUUUUCAGAAUAAUUUGUUUUCAAGUUAUAUAGAUUUGGGACCUCCAUUACCAGAGUUGCAGUUUGAGGAUUUGUUAGUUGAAGAAAAGCGACAAGAAAUGCUAAUUUUACUCGAACAAAGAAUUAAGAAAAAAAAUGAACUACGUGUUAUGUUAAUAAAUCGAAGUAACGAUAUAAGAUCUGGAUUGGUAUACUUGGAAAGCAAUUUUACAAAUGCAAAACAAGAACUAAACUCUCUGCAAAUACUUAGGGAUCAAGACAACAAUAAAGUAAAGCAGUAUCAAAACAAAGCGUUUUUACUUGAAAAUGAAAAUGCAUCAUUAAAGAGAAAAAUGGAGUUAAUUGAAAGUGAAAACAAGAGAUUAAAAUCUAGUUUGAACACCAAAGAGAAUAUGCUCAACCAAGCUUCGGCCGACAAGGAUUUGUUAAAACAGAAAUACAAUUCGAAAAUUGUUAAAAAGCAAGAACAACUGUCCAAAGACUUCAAAGAUAAAUGGAAAGUCCAAGAAAAUGAAUUUGAAACCAAAUUACAAGAAAAGAAACGCAAACUCCGUCAUAUCAAGAAUAUCGUUGAAAGCACAGAAAGUAUUCCGAAUCAUGUUAACAGUCGGCGUACUCUAAAGCGGACAUUGUCUGAUGAAAGUUUUACUAAACCAGAAUCGGUCAACAAGGCCAUUGCAAACACGCCUAGCAAGCCUUCUCAAGCUACUUUGCGGUAUCUUCGGUCAAGAAGAUCGAAAUCUUGUGAUCCACAAGAACGUUGGCUAGAGCACAUACCUCCAGUUCCUGUUCCGUUGCAAACUGUAAUGCAGCCCACGAUGAGAAAACGAAAGUCUAUCACUAAACUGACAGACGCUAAAACUGUAUCCAAAACCGAUGCUUCUAAAUAUUGUUUGCUUACACAAGGACAAGAUGACAAUGGUGUCCCAGAAGCAAAACUUUACAAGGGCGAUAUCAUUCAAACUACCGGCGGUGGAGCUCAAGUUGUUUUUAACGAUGUUGAAACUUUAAAACAAGAUUCUCCUUUAGGCGGAUCACCAGUAAAAAAUCGCAUACAAGUGUUUAACGAAGAAAUAAAAGCUCAUGCUUCAGACGAUCUUCAGUCAAGAUGUUAUGGUAUACAGGGUGGUCCACCAAGUUCGAGAAAAUAAAAACCCUAAUUGAAAACUUAUUCACUUUGCAAUAAUGCAAAAAAAAAUUUAUUAUACUCAGGUUUUUUUAGUGAAUGGUUUAACUUAUAAGUCAGCUUUAAAUUAUCUUAAAUUUAAACCAAUCACUAAAAAAAAAAAAAUUUACUCUUAAUUUUUUUUUAAUUUUAUGUGUUUAUGAUUUAUUUAUAAUUUUAAAACAAUUACUUAUUUCUACCUAAUCAUAUUUUUAUAUUAACUCCUUUUUUAAACAAAGCUGGUAUUUGUGAUAUACAUUAAUUUGUAAGCUUUUCCUUGUUUUCAUUUUGUUUAUGAAAACUAAAGCCACUGGUUAUUUUUUAUUUUGAAAAAAAUGUGAAGCCAAUAUUGAGAGAAUAACAUUAAAAUUUGAUAUGCAAGUUGUUUUUAUGUAUUUAUAAUGUAAUGUUUAACCACAAAAACGCAUCACAGUGAACACUGAUUAGCUCGUUAAACAGUGUAACACUUUUUAUUUUAAAAUUUGUUUCAAAAAACCUGAGUCUAGUCCACAACAUCGGUAUAAUAAAGAUCUAGGGACCAUUUAUCAGUAGUGGCUGUUUAUUGUCGAUGAGUUUCAACGUACCCUUUACAGUGCUAACUGUAGAAACACCCUAAUUUUAAAGUGGGGUCACAUAUGAAUAUCUUCUAUAUUGUAUACAUAU